Molecule: messenger RNA, 5244 nt
Organism: Myzus persicae (green peach aphid)
Lineage: Eukaryota; Metazoa; Arthropoda; Insecta; Hemiptera; Aphididae
Exons: 1
Coding region: 1-5244 (1747 amino acids)
Biological process (GO): DNA integration
Molecular function (GO): nucleic acid binding
Source: RefSeq, a predicted model, not a curated record
AUGAUUGACGAACAGGAGUCUGAGCGUGUUUCUCGGUUGAGAACGCGCGCGGAGAUAAAGCGCGCGGCUGCGGUGACUAGUAUUCGGUCAGUGAAUGCGCUUGCGCUACGCGCCACGAGUAACCCCGACGUAGUUCCCCAAUUUUUGGUUACUGUCACGGAUUUGGAUAUGUUAUGGAGUCAAUUUAGGUCUGAAGACGAUGCCGCUCUCGAUUAUUUAAUACAACUCGACAAGUCGGACGAGUAUGCUGCGGACCUGCCCGGUGAGGUCCGAGCGCUCAUCUCUGAGUCGAAAGCGAUCGCGGAAAAGUUGAUCCCGAAGGGUGCGGCGGCCGUAGACUUCUCUUUUAUUAAUUCGAAUCCCACGUCAAAGGUUGGUCCGUUACAAACACCCAUUGUUCAAAACAGUUCGACUUCGCGGCUACCAGAAAUACCAUUGCCGAAAUUCGAUGGGGACUUUAGGUACUGGCCUACGUUCCGCGACAGAUUUAUGGCGUCCGUUGACAAUCAUAGGCCCGAGUUGGCACCGAUAGACAAAAUGUAUCAUUUGAUAGGCUGCCUGCAUGGCCCCGCCGCUGACGCGGUGCGCGGCAUACCCGUCGCGUCUGAUAACUAUGAAUUGGCAUGGUUGACGUUAUCGCGCAGAUUUAACCGUCCACGUUUAGUGGCAGCGUCGUUAGUAGAGAAAUUGUUAAGUGUCCCGUCAUCCACUCAGGAGUCACUCCAGGAGUUGACAAAUUUUUCUAGCGUUUUCAGUGAAUCUGUAUCAUUGUUGAAGGCCCUUAACAUUCCGGACCUCGGGUCGUUUUUAUUAUUCGCGUUAGCGUUCCGACGGUUACCGUUGUCCACCCGUAAGGAGUUCGAGUCGAACGCAACCUCCGAUUUUCCGUCGCUAAGUGAGCUGUUAACUUUCGUUGAGACACGUGUAGCUAUUUUAGAGCUAGUCGGUGAACCGCCACGCAAACACAACAAUAGUAAUUCCGGGCCAUAUAAACCAGUUCAGGGCGGUCAACCGCGCAAAGGGGGAGAUCGGUAUCAAAAACAACUGACGUCUAAUCCCGCGUCAUUAGUCAUCACUAGCCCUAACAAGGCCUGUCCUUGUUGUAAAGAGUCCCACACGUUAGAAUUGUGCAAACGUUUUAAAUCAUGGGAUGUUAAAGAACGAGUCCGUUGCGUACGAGAAAAUAAGUUAUGCUUUGUGUGCCUUAGUGCCGACCACUGGGCUGAUAAAUGUAAGUCCAAAACUCGAUGCCACCAUUGCAAGCGCAAGCACCACCAUCUCGUUCAUAAUUCGGCCAAUUCGGGGGAUAUCCCUAAUGGGGAGGACGCUCAGUCGCCAGACCCGACAUUGUGCGCGUCCACUGUGUUCCCGCAAUCAAACCACACGUCUGUCGUGUUAGGUACAGCGCUAGUACACGCGCGUAACCAAGCGGGGUCUUGGCAAACCUUGCGAGCAUUAAUUGAUUCAGCGUCGCAAAUUAGUGCUGUCACAUCGGCGUGUGCCAAGCGGCUAGGACUCAAAUGUGCACGUUGGACAGCACCUGUCAGUGGGCUGGGUGGAGUCCCUAUUGUUGACGUGCAAGGUCGCGCUGAAGUUGCCGUUCAACCUCGUUUCGCAGUCGAGCCGGUUUUAGCCGUACACGCGUGGGUUCUGCCGUCGAUCACGGCUGACUUGCCGCGUAAUAAUUUGCCGGUUGGUAUAAAAGAUAGGUAUUCGAAUCUCGCACUGGCCGAUCCCGCAUUUAAUGUCGCCGCCCCCAUCGAUAUAUUGUUAGGCAGUGAUGUGUAUCCGUUCAUAAUGAAUGGUAAGAAAAUCGUAGUCGACGAAUGUCUCCCUGCCGCGUUCAGUUCGAUUUUCGGUUGGGUACUGAUCGGGCCGGUGUCCGGUGCUGAUGUAGGCCCUUAUCAUUCGAUGCCCGUUUCUCUCACCGUUUCGAUCGAACAGUUAAUGGACAAUUUUUGGCGAGUGGAGGAGCCCGAGCCCGCUCCCGAAGUGUUUACCGACGAAGGGCGAUGUGAACGUAUAUUUCGCGAGCAAUGUGAUCGAUUGCCUUCGGGACGCUUUUCAGUACCUUUACCAUUCCGAUCAUCGGUGUCCGACAACAUGUUCGUCGGUUCACGUGAUAUAGCCAUUAAGCGUUUCGAAUCACUCGAGCGGAAAUUGACGGCCGACCCGGACCUUAGCAAAUUAUAUAUAGAUUUUAUGCGCGAGUAUAUAUCACUAGGGCAUAUGACGAUCACCUCAUCACCGGGCGUGUAUUAUAUUCCACAUCAUGCAGUGUACCGUCCCGACGACGGAGAUAAGAAAUUACGCGUCGUAUUCGACGCGUCCGCGACGAGUUAUCGCGGACCGUCAUUAAAUAAUUGCUUAUUACCUGGCCCGAAACUACAACAAGAUAUCGUUGACAUUUUAACGCGUUUUAGAGUUCACCGUCACGCAUUCACCGCCGACGUGGUAAAAAUGUAUCGGCAAAUUUUGAUAUUACCCGAAUAUAGAAAAUACCAACACAUAGUGUGGAGGGAGUCCCCACACGAUCGUCUUCAAGAUUACGUACUUAAUACUGUGACGUAUGGGGUUAAUUGUGCGCCUUUCCUUGCGUUGCGCGUGUUGCAAUCAAUCGCGUCCGAUGACUGCGAUAAUUUUUUAUUAGUACGCCAUGCGUUAAAAUAUCAAACGUACGUCGAUGAUAUCUGUGUGGGUGCAGAUUCUGAAGCCCAGGCGCUUGAACUUCAAUCGAAUUUGAUUUCAGUAUUAAGUAAAUCCGGGCUAGAAUUAAAAAAGUGGGCGACGAAUACAGCCUCGAUUUUAAGGGUCAUUCCGGCUGAUUGCCGUGGGUCAGGCCCGUUACCAUUUGACACGGCCGAUGCGUUCAGUAUUAAGGUAUUAGGAAUCGAGUGGCAUCACGAGACAGACGAAUUUUGUUGCGCGCUCCGUCUAGACCCCGCGCCGGUAUACACCAAACGAGGUAUAUUAUCAUUAGUCGCACGAAUAUUUGAUCCGUUGGGACUUUUCGCGCCGGCCACGUUUUUGGCAAAGUCAAUUAUGCAGCAGACAUGGAACGUGAAGCUGUCAAGGGAUGCUCCCUUACCAAUUGACAUUCAAUCAAGGUGGGCCGCCUUCGUCGCUGACCUGCCGUCUUUACUCACCGUUCGUGUUCCACGAUACAUACAAGCGCGUAAUGGCGCGCCGUGUAUGCUGUUAGGUUUUUGCGAUGCGUCCCAACGCGGUUACGCAGCUGUUGUUUACGUGCGUAUUUUGGACGCCCCACCGGAUAGUUGUAUUUUUUUAUUAGGUACAAAAACGAAAUUAGCUCCCUUAAAGGCAUUAACCGUGACACGACUCGAGUUGAACGCUGCGAUAUUAUUAGCUCGUUGGCUAGGACGUCUGAGCCAUGCGCUCACAUCGCUAUUAAAUAUAGUCGGCACUCACGCAUGGUCCGACUCGACAAUAGUAUUAUCGUGGUUAACGGUUCACCACGAUUCUUUUAAGACAUACGUCUCGAAUCGCGUGCACCAAAUCCAAGUCUUGUUGCCGAAUUGUCAGUGGCAUCAUGUUGAGUCCUCUUUAAAUCCUGCCGAUUGCGCGUCGCGGGGCGUUACGCCGUCCGAGUUAGCACAAUUUUCGUUAUAUUGGCAGGGGCCACCUAUAAUCUACACUGAUCCGUCUGAUUGGAAACCAUGUCCCCCCCCUCCAAGUGAUAUCUCUGAGCUGCCCGAAGUGCGACCAAUUGUAUGUGCCGUUCGAGCUGAUGAUGCGCCUGUCGAAUGGUUCACUGUAUUUUCGUGUUUUGAUCGAAUGGUCCGAGUGACGGCGCACGUUAUACGCUUUAUUUCAUUAUGCCGUAACGGUAAGUCCACUUCGCGUCCACCCGCAUUUCUAUCUAAGUCGGAGCUUGAUCACGCCACCCAGGUUCUCGUUUUAGAAUCACAGCGGAUUCACCUUGCCAAUCUACGACGCGAAUUGUCCAAUAAUGUCCGUGUGUCGUCGAAACCGUUAUCACGUUUGUGCCCCUUUAUUGAUGCGGACGCUGUAAUCCGAGUGGGGGGUCGGCUGCGACAUUCCUCGCUAACGUACGAUUGUAAGCAUCCGGUAUUAUUGGCUAAAAGAUCGUAUUUUGCACGAUUGUUAUGUGAAAAAUGGCAUAAGGUAACAGGUCAUUCGGGUCCACGAGUUGUGGCGGCUCUUAUUUCGCGUAAGUAUUGGGUCGUGUCGGUCCGAUCAGUUUUACAUGAGGUUCUGUCACGAUGCGUAGUAUGUGUGAGAUUGACCGCCAAACCGGUCCAGCCAUUUAUGGCUGAUUUGCCCGCGGCGCGGGUACAACAAUGUCGUCCGUUUGCUCGGGUCGGUAUCGAUUAUGCCGGACCUUUGACGAUGCGUGAGCUUCGACUCCGCAAGUCUCGCACUUACAAAAUCUACAUUGCGGUUUUUGUGUGUUUUUCAGUCAAGGCCGUACACCUUGAAGUCGUGUCAGAUUUAACGACCGACGCAUUCUUAGCUGCUUUUGACCGAUUCGUCGCCCGACGAGGUUUGCCGAGUGAUAUUUAUUCCGACAACGGUACUAAUUUUGUCGGUGCGGACAAAAAAUUACAGGCGUUAAUUAAUAGUCCGGAAGGACAAGUGUCCAUCGCGAACUCCCGGUCCAACUGCGUGUGGCAUUUUAACCCCCCGAGCGCUCCCCAUUUCGGCGGGUUAUGGGAGGCCGCCGUGCGGUCGACGAAACGGUUGCUCGUCCGCAUAAUUGGCACCCAUGUUUUCACGUUCGAGGAAUUUUCUACAAUCUUGUCCCGCAUCGAAGCCAUCCUCAACUCACGCCCCUUAACUCCCGCUUCGAAUGAUCCACACGAUUUAGAUUGCCUAACUCCGGGCCAUUUUCUAAUAGGCCAGCCGUUGCUUACAGUUCCCCCUAGAUCAACUCCCGACAAUGUACGUAAUGUUCGCGACCGUUGGAAGUUAGUUGAUCAAUGCCACCAAGCGUUCUGGAGACGGUGGUCAAAUGAAUACUUGACCACCCUCCAACAACGGUCGAAAUGGUCUGGUAGCGUACCUAAUUUAAAAAUUAAUGAUAUGGUCGUGGUGAUAGACAACCAAUGUCCUCCGUUGAGUUGGCGACUUGACCGUAUAACGGAAGUAUUGCCGGGGGCCGACAGCACCGUUCGUGUUGCGCGAGUUCUGACUAGUACUGGUCAAAUCACCCGCCCGGCAGUCAAAUUGGUAUUAUUGCCCGUCGAUCAGCUGGUCAAUUAA